This is a messenger RNA of Rubroshorea leprosula, 759 nucleotides long. NCBI's taxonomy places the organism in Eukaryota, Viridiplantae, Streptophyta, Magnoliopsida, Malvales, Dipterocarpaceae. The record is from the annotation of a GenBank genome assembly.
AGCUGCUAAAGAAAAACUAUUUACCAAAUCAGAAGAGUGAAAAGGGAAAGCUGAGUAGAGGAAAGGACAUGGGCGAGAGACACGGGAUCGGAGAAUGCCUUGGAGCGGAGGGUAUGCCAGAAACCGAGGACAGGAACGCUCACAGCGACAGGAUGAAUCAAAGAUCCAAGGAAGGGGGUAAGGGAGGGUGUAUCCGUUGUACUGCCCAGACAGGAAAAGCAAGAGUGUUUACAGGGGAAAAAAGAGAAGAUGAUACGAGGUACGGUCAAGCUGGUGCAGUUCGAGAGGGGUUGGCCCCCAGAGGUGUAACAGUGGAAAAAGGUAGGAGCUAUGCGGAUGUGGUACGAGGUCUCAACGACAAGGUUGAAAGUAAUGGCAUAGAUGGUAAACAGCUAGAGGGUGUGGAAAGCAUAAAACAGGGGGUGGCUUCCUACUUUGAAAACCUGCUUAAGGAAGAGGACUGGACAAGACUUAGACUGGAUGGGAUCCAUUUUAAUCAGAUCUCAGAGUCAGAAAAUAUUUUAUUGACUGCACCAUUCAGCGAAGAAGAAGUAAGGAAAGAAAUAUGGGGUUCUGAUGGCUCUAAAGCACCUGGACCUGAUGGUUGUAAUCUUGGUUUUUUCAGAAACAUGUGGGAGGUGAUCAAGCCUGUUGUCUUAGCAUUUGUCAAUGAGUUUCAUAGUAAAGGUUGACUGGUGAAAGAGAUAAAUUCCUCUUUUGUGGUGCUUAUUUCCAAAACAAUGAAUCCACAAUAGAUUG